Molecule: messenger RNA, 2199 nt
Organism: Raphanus sativus (radish)
Lineage: Eukaryota; Viridiplantae; Streptophyta; Magnoliopsida; Brassicales; Brassicaceae
Exons: 2
Coding region: 1-2199 (732 amino acids)
Biological process (GO): telomere maintenance; DNA repair
Molecular function (GO): DNA helicase activity
Source: RefSeq, a predicted model, not a curated record
AUGAUGCAUGGCCCCUGUGGGAAAGACAGGAAAAAUUCUCCGUGCAUGGAAGAUGGUGUCUGUACUAAGAAGUUCCCCCGCAGCUAUGUCCCGCACACCCAAGUCAACGACACUGGUUACAUCGUCUAUAAGCGCCGGAACACAGAUCAGUCCGUUCAGAAGGGAAACAUAAAGCUAGAUAACCAGUUUGUCGUCCCACACAACAUCGAGAUACUGAAAAAAUACAAGGCGCAUGUCAACGUCGAAUGGUGCAACAAAUCAAGCGCCAUCAAAUAUCUCUUCAAGUACAUUACAAAAGGUGUUGAUAGAGCCGCAUUCAAGUUCGUAAAGAACACAGAUCAGACUGGUCCCUCUGGUAGUAAAAAAGGAAAGCCAAGGAAUGAGAUAGAUGAUUUUAUUGAGGGUAGGUACCUUUCAGCCUGUGAAUCAAUGUGGAGAAUAUUUGCUUUCGACAUUCACCACAACACCCCAGCGGUACAGAAGUUGCCAGUCCACCUUCCUGGAGAACAGACGGCUAUUUUUGAUGAGGAUGAAGACCUUGAGGAUGUCCAGACCCGGUACCUACAUGGGAGAACAAUGUUAACCGAGUGGUUCGAAAUGAACAGACUCUACGAGGAGGUUAGGAAAAUAAAAUACAUCGAGAUGCUGCUUUAUUUUGUGUGGGACAAUUCAAACAAAAUUUACACAAGAAGAAAGCAGAGAGGAAGCAUUGGGAGAAUCGUCAACAUAAACCCAGCAGCUGGCGACAAAUAUUACCUUGGCAUUUUGGUGAGCCUGCUUCGAGGCCCUACAAGCUAUGAUGAUCUGUACACAGUGGGUGACAUCAAGUAUGAUUCUUUCCAAGAAGCCUGCUAUGCAAGAGGCUUGCUCGGGUCAGACAAGGACUGGCAUGAUUCAAUGUCGGAUGCAUCACAGUUCUCAUCUCCAAGAAGUCUUCGUUAUCUUUUUGUGCUCAUCCUCGUCUUUUGUCAAGUCUCAGAUCCACAAAAACUUUGGGAACACUCUUGGCAGGACAUGGCAGAAGAUGUGCUCAUGCACCAGAGACGUGUGCUUAGAUUCCCUGGCCUUCAGCUGACACCAUGCGAACUCCAGCAUUACACUCUCAUCGAGAUAGAAAGCAUGUUACAAGGUUUUGAGAAGUCAUUGACUCAGUUCACGGGAAUGCCACUUCCUAACAAAGGUAUUAUGGAUGACAUGAAAAAAAAAGCAAUGGAGAAGCACAACCACUUUGACAUAACCGAGGAAGCCAGGACCCACCAGAAGCUUUUUGAUAAACUCAACCAGCAACAACAAGCAGUCUAUGAUGCAGUGAUCAAGUCCGUGUAUGAGAACGAAGGCAAGCUUUUCUUUCUUUAUGGAGCAGGAGGUACAGGUAAAACAUUUCUGUACCGAACAAUCAUCGCAGCUUUAAGAUCGAGAAGAAAGAAGGUGAUCCCAGUAGCAUCCUCCGCCAUUGCCGCUCUUCUCUUACCUGGAGGACGAACAGCACAUUCAAGAUUCGGUAUCCCACUCAAGCUUUACGAAGACACCUACUGCGAAGUUAAACCCGGAACAGUCUUAGGAAACUUCCUAGGCGAAUCAGACCUGAUCAUCUGGGACGAAGCACCUAUGGCACAUCGCCACGCGUUUGAAGCUGUUGAUCGUACUCUCAAAGAUAUUUUGUCUGUCUCAGAUCCAUCGGCAUCAACGAAACCUUUUGGUGGCAAGACCAUUCUUCUAGGAGGUGACUUCCGCCAGAUAUUGCCAGUAAUCCCACAAGGAACAAGACCAGAAACAGUCAACGCAGCUCUUAAUCGUUCGCUCUUAUGGAGAAACUGCGAGAUAUUCCUUCUCACACAGAACAUGCGUGUAGAUCCGGAUGAAAAGGCUUUCGCAGACUGGAUUCUUCAGGUUGGUGAUGGCAGAGCAGAAGCAGAACAUCAGCUAAUGUCCAACAGUGAAACACCAGAAGAUCAAAUAUUCAUAGACAACACUGUUCUACUCCCUGUCAAUUCAGACCCUUUGGAGACACUUUGCUCUUCUGCAUUUUCGGAUUUUGCAAAUGACUACACAGAUCGGCAAAAACUCAGGGAAACAGCCAUCUUGACACCAAGAAAUGUCACGGUUGACGAGAUCAACAAUUAUCUGGUGUCUCAAGUUUACCAGCUCAUAAGCUACGUCUCAAAGUGGGUGUCCCAGUCAUGCUCCUGCGUAACCUGA